Molecule: messenger RNA, 252 nt
Organism: Mesocestoides corti
Lineage: Eukaryota; Metazoa; Platyhelminthes; Cestoda; Cyclophyllidea; Mesocestoididae
Source: the annotation of a GenBank genome assembly
AUGAUUGGUCGUGGCGCCUGGCAGGUUUGGUUCACUCCCGGUGAUGGUCGGUCACUUGACACACACCUACGCGCGAUGGACCACGCUCGAGGGACUUCACACCCUGGCGCGCGUGCUUGUGUGUCACGACCAGUUGGUGUGCGCCAGGCAGCGAAAUCACGUGGUGGCUCACUGACCCGCCUCUCGCCUUUCCCGCCUUCAAGUGGAACUCAUUCCAGGCUUGUCGAUGUUGCUGAUGUGGUCAAGGCGUGA